Molecule: messenger RNA, 789 nt
Organism: Raphanus sativus (radish)
Lineage: Eukaryota; Viridiplantae; Streptophyta; Magnoliopsida; Brassicales; Brassicaceae
Product: protein CURVATURE THYLAKOID 1A, chloroplastic
Exons: 5
Coding region: 147-656 (169 amino acids)
Cellular component (GO): chloroplast thylakoid membrane; thylakoid
Source: RefSeq, a predicted model, not a curated record
CAUCGACCAAUAAGAUCAGGAGAAACGUCCACGUGUCUUUAUACGAAAUCUUGUCUAGUAAAAAGCGCAGCAGAAAAAAAUCGAGUAAAGAAGAAGAAGACGAGAGUAGUAGCAGAAGAAGAAGAAGAAGAAGAAGAACCAGUUCGAUGGCGAUGACAGUAGCAGCUUCGUCCUCUGUGGCAGUGAUGAUUCCACGUGUCCCAGCCGUCUCCGCCCGCUUCUCCGCCGUUCCUUACCUUCCUCCGCUGCCUCCUCGCUCUUUUGGCCGAUCUUCUUUCGCUGUUCCCCUGAAGCUAGUUUCAGCGAACGGUUUACAGAAGGUUGAAUUGAUGAAGACGAGAGCUUCUUCAUCAGACGAGACCUCAACGUCCAUUGACACCAACGAACUCUUUACAGACUUGAAGGAAAAGUGGGAUGGUCUUGAGAACAAAACAACUGUGGUUAUCUAUGGAGGAGGAGCCAUUAUAGCUGUUUGGUUAUCUUCCAUUCUUGUUGGUGCCAUCAACUCUGUUCCUCUGCUUCCUAAAGUUAUGGAGCUUGUUGGUCUCGGGUACACAGGAUGGUUUGUCUACAGAUACCUUCUCUUCAAGUCAAGCAGAAAGGAGUUGGCUGAGGAUAUUGAUUCCUUGAAGAAGAAGAUCGCAGGGACCGAAUAGAUUCUUUCAUAAAAAUAAUAAACAAGCUUUCUUUCUUUCUUUCUUUCUGGAGCUUUUCUGUAAUGUGAUUAUUAUACAAUGUCUCUGUUUUCAACAGUGUACCUUCUUCAGUGUGAAAAUAUUAUCUUUGAUC